Molecule: messenger RNA, 2110 nt
Organism: Pecten maximus
Lineage: Eukaryota; Metazoa; Mollusca; Bivalvia; Pectinida; Pectinidae
Product: adenosine receptor A2a-like
Exons: 2
Coding region: 357-1706 (449 amino acids)
Biological process (GO): G protein-coupled receptor signaling pathway
Cellular component (GO): membrane
Molecular function (GO): G protein-coupled receptor activity
Source: RefSeq, a predicted model, not a curated record
GGACAAAUGUACCAUUUGAAAAGUCGCAUGUUAGAGGUCUCGUCAGCGAUGUUAGGGACCAGAAGAGAAACCCUAAUGCGCGAUGAUCGAGACCAAAACUUGUGUGGAUGUUGAUAGAGACCACAAACCUGUGAGGGUGAUUAUAGAGACUAGGAGUGUGGUUGCUUGUUCUUACGCAACACAAAGCUGGGCAUGUUUAUAAGACCAAGUAGUUGACGAUUAGUGCUAACUGUGCUGUAUGAGAACACACGUCACUGGUCGUCGGCCGGAUUAUAUCAUACAGUCUACUUUGUAAUCUUAGCCACUACAACAGAACGGUGGAGUUAAUACUAUUAUUUUGUCGCCACACAGAAAUCAUGGAUAACCUGAAUAACACGUCAUUCAAGUUCUCGACAACAAAGGCAGUGAACUUAAAAACUUUCCUGGUGCCACUAGGUGCCUUAGUAAUAGUCAUCAACGCCUUCUCGGCUGCUGCAUUACUACGGUGUAAACACAUGGAGGCCAAGCUUCGACAGUUCGCUGUGUGUUUGACAGCCAUUGAUAUAUGUGUUGGAUUUAAUCUGUUGUUCAUGGUUCUGACUUACGCCAGCAAUGCUGCCCAGAACGUUGUCCCAUGUUACAUAGUUCUAAUGAUGCCCCGGUUCACAUCAUAUGUAGGCAUGUUCACCACGACUGCCUUCGCGAUAGACAGAUUCGCCAGUAUAUACCGCUGGCAUAGUUCAUUUAUCACCAAGGAGAAAACGAAGGCUUUCUGUGUUACAGUUUGGAUUUUUUCGUUUAUUUUAACACCUGUGUCGUUCCACGGACAAAACUAUACAUGCGACUCACAGGAUCAGAUAGAUUAUGAUCGUGAAACGCACACACUCUUCAUGAUCGUUCCAAUGUUGUUAUGUUUUGUUGUGAUCUCCGUGUGUUAUAUCGCCGUCUACAUCACUAUAAGGAAACAUCUAAGUAAAACAAAAGACUUAGGAGUGAGUAUGAAGGAAUACGCAUUAACCAUGUUCCAGUCGACUCUUGUGAUCGGGGCUGUAAUCUUUGCAUACCUUCUGUGUUAUGGACCCAUCAGCAUUCUAAAGAUAUAUAACUUCGUUUACCCGGAUACCAUUUUGCCAACGCGCACACUCAGGAACGUGACUCAGGUAAUUUUUGUCGCCAACAGUUUAAUCAAUCCUAUCAUCUACUCCGUACGAUUAAAAGAAUGCCGGCUUGAGCUAAAAAACAUGUUUUGCUUUUUCAAUAAAGCUAUCAGAAAUAACAUCUUACAAAAGAAAAAGAUACUGAAAGCACCGUUUCUUGAAAAUAGGCGUAUUGGGUCUUCGAGUACCUCAGCUAUUUAUGUUACUGGACAACAUCUGUCCAACGACAUAUCAAUAACUACAACAACGCCAUGCGGCAGUCUCUAUGGUAACUUAAUAUCCCAACAGUCUGCGAUAACUUCUACUGAAGAUGGACACGCUUCUCUCUCUAUAACGAAAUCCCCAGUCGAAGAACAUAGUGCGGAAGCUCAAAUUUGUUCACACUCCGGCACCUGUUCCUACAAUGAACAAAAAUGCAGCUUUUCUUCAGACCAUUCCAAUCUUCAAAUUGGUCAGCAACGAUAUCUCGAUCUCGCGGAUGUCGUCAGGACAUGUAACACAUAUAGUGACGCUUCCUGUGAAGACAUUGCCGAAAGUGUUCGUGAUACCGAUAUUUCAAUUUCCAAUUAAUCUGUUUCCGCAUGUUCUGAAGUUCAGGAAAUCUUUCUGGAUUCCCUGGCCUAAUACUUCAAGCAUACAGUUAUCAAAACAAUCAGCAUGCUAUCACCGUAUCAUAAUAUCUUGCCGAAAAAAAACCCCACUUUAUUCUUUAUGAAUUAGUAGAUAGAUGUACAUUGCCCGCGGGCUACCAGAUACGAAAUUAAUUGGAACCCAAAAUGUUCUUUUAAACUGCCAUUUUUGGAUAUUAUGAAUAAAUGCAGGAGGGUAUUUAAAAACUGUAUUGCUCUUUUACCGAUUUCAAGAAGGUUUCUAUAGAAGAAAUUGUAAUGACAAAUGUCCUUUGUAACAUCGGAGUGCGUCAAGGAAAAAAUCUAUCGAUAUUUCUUUCCUCUAUUAUCCUUUUUUGCAUGAAA